Molecule: messenger RNA, 2352 nt
Organism: Wallemia ichthyophaga EXF-994
Lineage: Eukaryota; Fungi; Basidiomycota; Wallemiomycetes; Wallemiales; Wallemiaceae
Product: Nucleoporin nup82
Exons: 5
Coding region: 1-2352 (783 amino acids)
Biological process (GO): mRNA export from nucleus; protein import into nucleus; ribosomal small subunit export from nucleus
Cellular component (GO): nuclear pore
Molecular function (GO): structural constituent of nuclear pore
Source: RefSeq, a predicted model, not a curated record
AUGGCAGAAGCGUGGCUGGGCAAUCUCACAGAAGCCGUUGCAGAUCUCGGGAGCAAUGGUGUGCCUGGUUUACCUUCAAUCAAAACCAAGAAACUCGUCGUUCGGAACAGCGAUUUGAUCUGGGCGGAGAAGAAUGUGAUUAGGAUGGUGAGUAUGGCCCAGCUGAAGGGUGGCUGUAGUAAUUCCAGUAAUCCCAUCAAAACACUCCAAAUCCCCAAUCUCAACUUCGAUAUCCACUCGCUCGCCCUCAACCACACCAAGAAGCUCCUCGCCGUCUCAGGCACCCACCAAGUCCUCGUCAUCGUUCUCCCCCGCCCUGGAUACGCCAAUCUCGUCACCCCCACUUUAGAUUCCCGCUCCAUCCUCAUUGGCCAGUACUACCACGCUCUCCCCGGCUCUUCCCAACUUGCCAACGUCGAUUGGCACCCGUGGUCUUGUUCCGCCGCCUCCCUCCUCGUCCUCACCCGCGAUUCCCUCCUACGCGAAUACGACGUCUCCCUCGACUCGGACGAGCCCCAGCAAUCCCUCUCCUUCACCCAGCACUCCGCCAUGCCCGGCUCUUUGUCCACCCCGCUCUCCAAUCACAGAUCCCGAGGCUUCUCCGCCGACGACGACCGCGACGACGAGUGCGUGUCUUUCCACCUCGGCUGCUCUUCCUCCGACUGGGGCGCGCUGACUCUGUACGCCCUCAUGCGCAACGGCGACGUGUACGCUCUGUGUCCCUUCCUCCCCACCCACGCUCUCGUCCCUAUCAAUUACAUACAGAAUCUCCGCGGCGUCACUGAGGCCAAGCUCCUCGACCCUGCACACGAAGACAACGGCAUCGUUGAAGCCCGUCUCAACCAGCAGAUGCGCUGGCUGAAUGCCAUGGCCAAGCAAAUGCAUAGCCUCGAUGGUAGUGCUACGUCUUUCAAAUGCUCCUCUCCUAGAGCUACUGGAUCUAUUCUUCGCCAGGGCCCUUAUCUCGUUCAGCCCCCGCCCAGCGACGACGAUGAGGAAGCUGACGCGUCCGAUAUCAUCGCCAUUCGUCCCAGUCAGCUCCCGAUGGACGUCUUUGUGGUGGUCUACACCAAUGGCCGCGUAGAUGUCUGUCUAGCCACCGACAACGUCGAGGGGCGAUGGUCGAGUCGAGCAGAACUAGCGGCACAACCACCUGUUAUGUCCACCUACGAAACCAUCCAGUUGGUUAACGGUGCUGAUGUGGGAUACCCGUCUCUCGAGCACGACCCAGUGUACGAAGACACGGUUUACAUCAGCCAUGCCAGCGGCGUGCAUGCCCUCGUGCUAAAGCCGUGGCUCGACGAGCUGGCCCAGACUGAGUGUAUAACGCGCGACUCGAAACUCAUCCAGGUAGUCCAGACGGGUGAGAGGGAUAACGCUCAAAGCAACCCUGUUGUCGCGCUCGAUAUAGUCAACGACGCUUUCUUAGGUUAUUUUCUCCUUGCUCUCACUGCCAACUUGCAGCUCCUCCCGCUGGCCUUGUCGCUGCGUGUGGAGGAGACUAGCGGGGAAGGGGUGGAGGAGAAGGAGCACAAGAAGGGUGCUGAGGGUGCGGAUCAUACCUCAGAGCACUUGAAGCACUACAGUAGUCUGCUCGACGCCGCCCACCCCAUCGACCUCGAUGCCGCCCACCCUAUCGACUUAACACGUGGACUAGAUGGGGGACAUACGCGGGAUGAGAUCGCAAUAACGCCCCAGACACUGCGCUAUCUGGCGAGUGCCAACAGCGUACAAGACCGACUGAGUCUGCAAAUACGCGAGAGUGCACGUCAAAUUGACCGCCUCGCUCACGUCGCCCAAGUCGCUACUAACCCUUCUAACCAGGCAGGCGUGGGUAGUGGCAAGGGUGGUCGCGUGCACGCUGUCUCUCUCGACCAGCUCGCCCUGCUUGCUAGGAUGGAUCGGCUGCUUCAGCGCCUUAUGGACAGACACCAACCUACUCUUUCAGUUCAUGAAACUAAGUGGUUUGAGGAACUCGCGCGCAUUCGCGAUGAAGUUGGCGGGAGUGGGGGUGGUAAGAAUGGUGAUGCUAAAGGUAGAGCUCUACAGGCACGUAUGAGUAGGCUCAACCAUCAACUCAAUAUCCUUAGGCCGCAGGUGGAGGCGUAUCAGUUGGGCCAGGCGGCAAAACUCACCCCCUCAUCCGCUAUUGGCGCUUCGCAAAUCGCUAAGGUGGAGGGAGUGCUUCAUGAAGAGAAGCAUGCCACAUCUAGCUGGGCAGUCAAGCAGCGAUACGCCGCGCUGGUGAUAGUAUCACACCUGCAACCCACUUACACGGUCGGUUGCUACAAAAAUAUACCACCAUCGCCCCAGCUUGCAGUCGUUGUGGUGCUAAAGGAGAGUCGCCACUGA